Saccharomyces cerevisiae S288C is the source of this 486-nucleotide messenger RNA. It is a transcript of the gene NFG1, whose product is annotated as Nfg1p. Bases 1 to 486 code for a protein of 161 amino acids. The transcript has a single exon. The record is from RefSeq and is marked reviewed. NCBI's taxonomy places the organism in Eukaryota, Fungi, Ascomycota, Saccharomycetes, Saccharomycetales, Saccharomycetaceae. Gene Ontology annotation, cellular component: membrane.
AUGAAGAUCAGUCAAUUUGGCUCUUUAGCUUUCGCCCCAAUUGUGCUACUACAACUGUUCAUUGUUCAAGCGCAACUUCUCACAGAUUCAAAUGCUCAGGAUUUGAAUACUGCCCUUGGACAGAAAGUGCAAUACACCUUUCUUGACACUGGAAAUUCUAACGAUCAACUACUUCAUCUUCCAAGCACCACCUCUUCCAGCAUUAUUACUGGUUCAUUAGCUGCUGCUAAUUUCACCGGUUCUUCAUCAUCGUCGUCUAUACCAAAAGUCACUUCCAGCGUCAUAACAUCUAUAAAUUACCAAUCCUCAAAUUCUACGGUAGUCACCCAGUUCACGCCAUUGCCUUCUUCGUCGAGAAAUGAAACAAAAAGCUCUCAAACAACUAAUACUAUAAGUUCAAGUACAAGCACAGGAGGUGUAGGUUCAGUCAAGCCAUGUCUUUACUUCGUUUUAAUGUUAGAAACAAUCGCUUAUUUGUUUUCUUAA